Candidozyma auris is the source of this 618-nucleotide messenger RNA. It is a transcript of the gene RMP1, whose product is annotated as Rmp1p. Gene Ontology annotation, molecular function: rRNA primary transcript binding. Lineage: Eukaryota; Fungi; Ascomycota; Pichiomycetes; Serinales; Metschnikowiaceae. Gene Ontology annotation, cellular component: ribonuclease MRP complex. The record is from RefSeq and is a predicted model, not a curated record. Gene Ontology annotation, biological process: maturation of 5.8S rRNA from tricistronic rRNA transcript (SSU-rRNA, 5.8S rRNA, LSU-rRNA); nuclear-transcribed mRNA catabolic process, RNase MRP-dependent. The coding region runs from base 1 to 618 and encodes 205 amino acids. The transcript has a single exon.
AUGCUACCGAAUGACAAACUUGAACAGCUUCAAAACGAGUACGCCAUACUUCACCUUCUCUAUCACAGAAACUACAACCAGCACAGAGUGGCUGUUUGGUGGCGGUAUUUUGAUAUGAUCCACAGGGGAGUGAGGAAAGUGCUACGAGGAAUCUAUGAAGCCCAGGAGGCAAAGAAGAUACGAAGGAGAGAGGAGUUGGAGAAGGAAGUUGCUGCAGUGGCAUCUCACUUGCUUACUAGAGUGAUGGGGAAAGCGUUUUAUCAUUUCCAUUCGGUGAUCGCCUUGGGUCAAUUUGUCAAUUUAGGGUUUGUCUUGGUGGCCAACUUGAGUGCCCUUAGAUCGCUACUAUUAGAGAUUGAGGGCGUUCAAAGCAGGAGACACAUGCAAGAGAAACCUUUGAAAUCUGUUAAAAUCGAUGCUGAUGAUAUUGGCGAGGAGUUGACUAUUGAUCUGGUAUCAAAGCCUGAACCUCUGCCAGAGGUCAGGACCAUAGACUUGUUUGAGGACAUUGCUCCAAAAAAACGCUCAAGAGAGGAACCAGAUUCAGGCAAGAGUGAAAAGAAGAAGAAGAAAAAGAAGAAGAAAUCCAAGUCUGCCAUCGACGACAUCUUUGGCUAA